Molecule: messenger RNA, 2621 nt
Organism: Camarhynchus parvulus
Lineage: Eukaryota; Metazoa; Chordata; Aves; Passeriformes; Thraupidae
Gene: ZPLD1
Product: zona pellucida like domain containing 1
Exons: 11
Coding region: 80-1327 (415 amino acids)
Cellular component (GO): cell surface
Source: RefSeq, a predicted model, not a curated record
GAACAGUUGAUCACAUGCAGGAGCACGGGAUAGAUGGAGUACAGCUGACUCAACAACUGCAGGGGAUUUGGGUUUUGCAAUGGAACAGGUAUGGUUGCUGCUCCUGCUGACGAUUAAAGUGCUCCCAGUGACUGCUCAGUUCAAUGGAUACAACUGUGAUGCUAACCUCCAUAGCAGGUUUCCUGCUGAGCGAGAUAUCAAUGUUUUCUGUGGAGUACAGACAAUUACUAUGAAGAUAAAUUUUUGCACAGUUCUUUUUUCUGGUUAUUCUGAGACAGAUCUGGCACUGAAUGGGAAACAUGGGGAUGCCCACUGCAGGGGCUUCAUCAAUAACAACACCUUUCCAGCAGUGGUCAUUUUCAUCAUCAAUCUGAGUACUUUGGAAUCUUGUGGAAACACUUUAGUGGUAUCCUCAGCUCGAGGUAUCAAUGCUUAUGGAAAUACCUCAGUGGUACAGAUAGGCAAUGUUUCAGGCUAUAUUGAUACACCAGACCCACCAACGAUUAUCAGCUAUUUGCCGGGGCUUCUGUACAAAUUUAGCUGUAGCUACCCACUGGAGUACUUGGUUAACAAUACCCAGCUCGCUUCGUCAUCAGCUGCUAUUUCUGUAAGAGAGAACAAUGGUACAUUUAUCAGCACUUUGAAUUUGUUGCUUUACAAUGAUUCAACCUACAGCCAGCAACUCCUUAUUCCAAGCACAGGUUUACCUUUGAAAACCAAAAUAUAUGCAGCUGUAAGAGCAACCAACCUUGAUGGCAGGUGGAAUGUUUUGAUGGACUACUGUUACACCACGCCAUCUGGCAAUCCUAGUGAUGAUCUUCGAUAUGAUCUUUUCUUCAGCUGUGACAAGGACCCGCAGACAACCAUAAUUGAAAACGGCAAGAGUCAAAUGGGCCGGUUUUCCUUUGAGGUGUUUCGUUUUGUGAAGCACAAGAACCAGAAGAUGUCCACGGUCUUCCUCCACUGUGUGACGAAGCUGUGCAGAGCAGAUGACUGUCCCUUUCUUGUGCCAAUCUGCAGUAACAGAGAAAGAAGAGACACUGGUGGAAGGACGACUUGGCGCCCUCAGAGCACAUCGGGCAAUGCUGUAAUCUCUGCUGGCCCCAUCAUUACAAGGAGUGAUGAGACGCCAACCAACAAUUCACAGCUUGCUCACCCAAAUGGACCUCCUUUCCAGAUGAACACGGUCACCAGUGCGCUGAUUUCAGGCAUUGUCGUCCUGGGAAUUUCAAGCAUUUUCUUUUUUGUAUGUUCUCUAACUCUUCUGCACAGAAACUGGCCCAACAGUUCGGUCCUGAGUGGCAUCCGAAACCCAGUUUUCAACUGAAAGUGAUGAUUUGUUUGCACUUUUUGUUUGGGGUUGCCUUUCUUGUCUGUGAAGUAUGAUUCCAUUAAAAAGUAAUAUUAAGGCAACACUCCAGUGGUAUCCAACUUCUGUUCCAGCUAUUCUGUAUUUGUAGAUUUGCUAGAUGAUGUUGUGUAGGUGAGCAGCAGUGAUGUUGGUAACAAGCCUAGAAAAUGUUGAGAAUCUCAAUUGUGUUUGCGAUCAGACUGCAUGACAUUUGCCCAUGAACGUGCUGACAAUAGAGCUCACAUCUUCAUCUGCUCAGUAAGGUCUAAAAGCUGAAGAGGCUGCAGAUGAGAACCUUUCCAAGUAGGCCACUUUAAUACAAAGGCUAACAUGUUCAGGAAAGUUUGUAAGUUCAUAAACACCUAGUAAGAUAAGGAUAACUUCUUUUUUGUUAUUACAUUUUUCACAAAUAUAAGUAUGUCUCAGGAGGAAUUUGUUUUCAGCUGUCUUGGCUAAAAAUAACCUAAGAGAGGCUUGGAACAAGUGACUUUUACUUAUUUGUAAUUUGGAAGUAUUUUCUUAAACAUAUCUUCCAUUGGCUUGUGGAGGUAUCAUGCAUCAAGUAUCACCCAAACUUUCCUCACAGAAAAUUAUUUUUGGAGCACAAUUUGGCAACUGAGUAAAACUCUCAGUAAUGUACUAAUUGUUAAGGGCAAGUUUUGCCCUGUGAGUUUUUCAGUUCUCAGAUAAAGCUUUCAUUUCCACAUGAACAGUCAUCAAUCAGUGCUUAUUUCUUUAGCAGAUCUUCUGCAUGAGUUAGACUUGUUCACUGCAUGGAUGAGGGGAAGAGGGCAACUAGAAGGAUAACAGGCUACAAGCAGUACUGUACUGUUGCCUCUAGUUAGUCUGAUGAACAUCUGACUUACCUGAAAUGAGUGUGAGGGGCAGGUGCCCUCAAAUAGGAGCACAAGGCAGUGGCUUAGCUGUGUAGAGUAGACAAAAAUGCUGGUACUAUAGAGGCCACCAUAGGCACAACCUAUUAAGCUGGACUGGAUAGACAGUUGGGAUUUUGGUCACACAUACAGCAGUUAAAUUUCAUUUUUCGUGUACUGUACAUAUUGGCCUAGAAACACCUCAUUGAUAUUUAUCAUCAUCCUGUGUUAACUGUGUCUGUGACAGAACUGGCUAAUGAUCAGGGCUUUUUGGCUCUCAAGGCUAAAGACAAAUACAGUCUUGUUCUCAGUUUUCUCUGACUCUGCAAAUGCUGUAUAAAGGCCUGUUGUUUGCAAAUUCCACUGUGCUGUAGGGCAGUAUCCCUAACAACCAAUAC